ACCAAAACCUGCUGUUUGGAAGUCCAUAUCAUGGGGCCUUAAUGAUUUCAGAUUUCAUGUUUUCUUUUCCCUAAACUAGGUAUCAAAUCUUUACAGGUUUCGGCUUCCAUCUCUAAACAAUCUCUAUCCUCUCCAUUAUCAGAUAUAUAUAUAUAUAUAUUCACUCCCUCUGCCAUCUUCAAUAUUCAAAUUUUGAAACUCUUCACUGAGCUUCUCAAUUGAGUUGGGCUCUGUUUUCAGCUGCAGCCAUGAUCAACUUCAAACAACCUCAGCUUAUGACCUUUUUUUGCUGCUUUUUAAUCCUGAUUCCUUCCCUAGUACAAGGGGAAUGUACCUGUGAACCAGAAGAUGAAGAUCGCAAUAAGUCUCUAGCGCUUAAAUAUAAGAUAGCUGCCAUAGCCUCCAUCCUCGUUGCGGGAGCCAUCGGUGUUUGCUUCCCUCUGUUAGGGAAAGUCAUCGAGGCUUUACGUCCCGAUAAAAAUCUUUUUUUCUUAAUCAAAGCUUUCGCCGCCGGUGUGAUCUUGUCCACCGGCUUCAUCCAUGUUCUUCCGGAUGCCACUGAAAGCUUAACAUCUCCUUGCCUCAAUGAGAAUCCUUGGGGAAAGUUUCCGUUCGCCGGACUGUUGGCUAUGACGGCGGCCAUUGGCACAUUGAUGGUUGAUGUGUUUGCUACAUCUCAUUACACCAAAUCUCACCUUCACAAAACCCAACAGAACCACGAGGGUGAUGAAGAGAAAACAGAGCAAACCGAAAAUCAUCUGCAUGUUCAUACUCAUGCCACCCAUGGCCAUUCUCAUGGUUCUGUUUCUAUGCUUGAGCGUGCAGAUUCAGCUCAGCUCCUUCGGCAUCGAGUAGUCUCUCAGGUAUUGGAAUUGGGCAUAGUGGUGCACUCUGUGAUCAUAGGGAUAUCAUUGGGUGCUUCAGAAAGUCCAAAGACUAUAAAACCUUUGGUGGCAGCACUCACCUUUCAUCAGUUCUUCGAAGGCAUGGGACUUGGUGGAUGCAUUUCUCAGGCUAAAUUCAAGGGUCGAUCGGUUGCAAUCAUGUCACUGUUUUUCUCGCUGACAACACCAGUAGGAAUCGCUAUAGGAAUAGCAAUAACAAAUGCAUACGAUGAGAACAGCCCAACGGCACUGAUUGUGGAAGGGUUAUUGAACGCGGCAUCAUCUGGGAUCUUAAUAUACAUGGCGUUGGUGGAUCUUCUAGCCGCUGAUUUCAUGAACCCAAAGUUACAAAGCAAUGGAAUACUUCAAGUUGGAGCCAGUGUUUCUCUUCUCCUUGGGGCUGGUCUUAUGUCUCUCUUGGCUAUUUGGGCUUAAAUUCGGGGUUUUUUUUUUGGUUGCUUUUACAUAAAAACAUAGUAUUGAUUAAAAAGUUUGAGUAUAUGAAAGCAAGAAGUUUAUAUUUAUGUUAAUAGAA
Molecule: messenger RNA, 1419 nt
Organism: Gossypium arboreum
Lineage: Eukaryota; Viridiplantae; Streptophyta; Magnoliopsida; Malvales; Malvaceae
Product: zinc transporter 5-like
Exons: 3
Coding region: 249-1319 (356 amino acids)
Biological process (GO): zinc ion transmembrane transport
Cellular component (GO): plasma membrane
Molecular function (GO): zinc ion transmembrane transporter activity
Source: RefSeq, a predicted model, not a curated record